Lactuca virosa is the source of this 703-nucleotide messenger RNA. The record is from the annotation of a GenBank genome assembly. Lineage: Eukaryota; Viridiplantae; Streptophyta; Magnoliopsida; Asterales; Asteraceae.
GUAAGCCAACCACUGCAAAACAGAAACGUUGACCUUCUAGAUAUCGAUUCUUGGGAGACUUCCUCAAAUCCAUCUAUUCAAAUCAAACCCUUUAAAGAUCUUCCGAUCGCGAUCGCUGAAAACCCUAAUCUUCAUCGCCUAAAUCCCUAAUCUUGUCACUCUUGAAAAUGCAUGAUUUCUGCUUCACAAUCCCCUACGGGAUCAUAGUGUUCUGCGGUGGGAUUAUUGGGUUUGCAAGAAAAGGGAGCACGACGUCGUUGGCUGGUGGUGUGGGCACUGGACUAUUGCUGUUCCUCGCUUCGUAUCUCACUCUCAAUGCAUUCCACAAGCGGAAGAACUCAUGGUUUGGGUUGAUACUUGAAACUGUUAUUGCUGCUGCUCUUACAUGGGUUAUGGGACAGCGAUACACUGAAACUGGGAAGAUAAUGCCUGCUGGUGUUGUUGCUGGUAUCAGUGGAGUGAUGACAGCAUUUUAUCUGUACAAGAUUGUCACUGGAGGUAACCAUUUUUCAGCAAAGGCAGAAUGAGAAUUUGAUUAUAAAUUGUGUGAUCUGUAGUGUUAACGUGUAUGUAAUCCAAAUGAUUGUUGUGUUGUGUAUACCAAAUAUGGUAAUCAUGUUUCUUGAAAAUAGAAUUGUGUUGUGCUUUUGGGUUCACAUACUAAGCUAUUCCCUGUUAGUGUUGUUAUUGCUUGAUUUGCUGG